Messenger RNA from Zygotorulaspora mrakii, 954 nucleotides. Its product is annotated as aquaporin family protein. Bases 1 to 954 code for a protein of 317 amino acids. The record is from RefSeq and is a predicted model, not a curated record. Lineage: Eukaryota; Fungi; Ascomycota; Saccharomycetes; Saccharomycetales; Saccharomycetaceae. Gene Ontology annotation, biological process: transmembrane transport. Gene Ontology annotation, cellular component: plasma membrane. The transcript has a single exon. Gene Ontology annotation, molecular function: water channel activity.
AUGUCAGAUAUUGAAAAUCAGAAACCAGUGACCACUGGUAGUGAUAUCCGGGAGAACGGGGCUUCCGACUUCUCCAACGGGGAUACUUUGAGACCGCCAUUCGGUAAAUCAGGCUCUGGUAAAACCGAAUCGAAAAAGUCGGAGUAUCGUAUAUUCCCAUACCAACCUAGUUAUCCCAGAUUUCGGAUAGGUUCUGAGACUCUCAGAGGUCACACAGUGGCUGCGUUAGGGGAAUUUUGCGGCACGUUCAUGUUUUUAUGGUGUGCGUACGUCAUUGCACAGAUUGCCAAUAACGACGUUGCGUUGACAGCAACUCCUGACGGGUCUCAUCCAGGGCAGUUGAUUAUGAUUGCGCUCGGAUUUGGGUUUUCUGUCAUGUUUUCUAUUUGGUGCUUUGCCGGUGUUUCUGGUGGUGCAUUAAACCCAGCUGUCUCUUUGAGUUUAGCUCUAGCACGGGCUAUCAACCCUACGAGAUGUUGUGUGCAUUGGGUGGCUCAAAUAGUGGCUGGAAUGGCCGCUGGGGGUGCUGCAAGUGGAAUGACACCAGGGGAUGUUUUGUUCGCAAAUUCCUUGGGGUUGGGAUGUUCAAGAAGCAGAGGAUUGUUCUUGGAAAUGUUCGGAACUACAAUUCUUUGUUUCACUGUUUUGAUGACAGCUAUAGAAUCACGCGACGGUAGUUUCAUGGCAGCCCUUCCAAUUGGUAUUUCUUUAUUUAUUGCUCACUUGGCAUUGACAGCUUACACCGGCACUGGUGUCAACCCAGCUAGGUCUUUAGGUGCUGCAGUUGCUGCCAGAGAAUUCCCAAACUACUUCUGGAUAUAUUGGAUCGGCCCUCUGUUGGGUGCGAUUUUAGCAUGGUCCAUUUGGCAAGCAUUACAUUGGUUAAACUACCAAGAUGUUGUCGCGUGCGAGAAGAAGCGGGUUGAAAAGGAAGAGGCAGAAUCCACUGAUUAA